This is a messenger RNA of Manihot esculenta (cassava), 698 nucleotides long. Its product is annotated as truncated transcription factor CAULIFLOWER D. The coding region runs from base 60 to 674 and encodes 204 amino acids. The record is from RefSeq and is a predicted model, not a curated record. Gene Ontology annotation, molecular function: protein dimerization activity; RNA polymerase II cis-regulatory region sequence-specific DNA binding; DNA-binding transcription factor activity, RNA polymerase II-specific. The transcript has 8 exons. Gene Ontology annotation, biological process: positive regulation of transcription by RNA polymerase II. Lineage: Eukaryota; Viridiplantae; Streptophyta; Magnoliopsida; Malpighiales; Euphorbiaceae. Gene Ontology annotation, cellular component: nucleus.
CGUUCACAUUUAAUUGCUAUUCCUCAUAUAAGCUCUGAUCAGGCCUCUGCAUGUAGAGAAUGGGGAGAGGGAGAGUAGAGCUGAAGAGAAUAGAGAACCCAACAAGCAGACAGGUGACCUUUUCAAAGAGAAGAAAUGGCCUUCUAAAGAAAGCUUUCGAGCUUUCAGUUCUUUGUGAUGCCGAAGUUUGCUUGCUUAUCUUCUCUCCCACUGGAAAGGCUUACCAGUUUGCAAGCCAUGAAGUGGAUAGGACCAUUGCUAGGUACCGCAGGGAGGUGGGACUAAUAGGGUUAAAUGACCAGCACUCCAGAUCCUCGGAGUUUUGGAGAAGUGAGAUUGAAGAGUUAGAGAGAACAAUAGAAACUCUGGAAACAAGACUCAAGCACUUCUGUGGAGAAGAUAUAUCAGUUUUGGGCAUGAAAGAGUUAAAACAACUCGAGAGACAAUUAAAGACUGGGGUUGAGCGCAUCCGCUCUAAGAAGAGGCGCAUUAUUAUGGACCACAUCAACUUUCUCAAGAGAAAGCAUAGAGCCCUGCAAGAAGCGAAUACUCUCCUCCAGAAAAGAAUUAAGUUGCAUGAACUGAGUGAAGCAAGCAUAGGUUCGAGAAUUCUGGACUCAAAUCCUUUUGAUGCAUUUCAGCAAAGGGCUGUUAAUGAUGGGAUUCUCCAUUAAACUGGUGGUGCUAUUUGCUUAUUU